GCUCAAAGAAAAAUGGAUGAUUCUGUUCGGGAAAAUACUGGCCGUCCUUGUAAAGCUUGUUUUAGUUGGGAAGAUAUGCUCAAAUUUACAAGCAAAACAAAAGAAAAAUUAACAAAGGAUUCAACAGAUAAAGAAGAAACAAGAACAAAUUGGAGUAGUAGAAGAAAACAACAACAAACGAUAAAACAUAGAAGAGAGGAUUGCCCGUUGGAUAAGGACCAAUUAGGAAGAUCAACAUGGAAUUUAUUACAUACAAUGUCUGUUUAUUACCCGGAUGAUCCAACAGAAAAAGAGAAACAAAACACAAAAGAUUUUCUUACGAGCCUUUCUAGGACCUAUCCCUGUGAACAUUGUGCUGCUGACUUUCGUGAAGAUUUAAAAAAGAACCCUCCAAUUUUAACAAAUAAAAAAUUAUUUUCUCAGUGGAUGUGUGAAGCACACAAUAGAGUAAACUUAAAAUUGGGGAAGAAUUUGUUUGAUUGUAACAAAAUAAUGGAAAGAUGGCUUGAUGGGUGGAAGGAUGGAUCUUGUGAUCCUUAAGAGAGGGAAGAGAGAUUUUUUGGGUGUUUAAAAAUUGCUGAUUAAAACACAUUAGAUUUUUAAUUUUAUGUUUGUUAUCCAUUUUGUUAUCAAGUUUGCAAAUCACAAAUAAAUUAUA
Meloidogyne enterolobii is the source of this 658-nucleotide messenger RNA. The record is from the annotation of a GenBank genome assembly. Lineage: Eukaryota; Metazoa; Nematoda; Chromadorea; Rhabditida; Meloidogynidae.